AUGCUAGCUAUGAUGGCGUUACGGGAGGGCGAUCGAAAACGAGGCGAAGGUGACAAGUGCCACUUAUUUCGGAGCUACGACCACGUCGAAGCACCACCGAGAGGGUACAAUCUAUCCGACGCGAAUCAAUUGAACCCGGGCAGAGUGCAAUCGAAUCCCACGAUGAUCUGGGAAGCAUGCAGGGCUACAUCAGCGGCGCCUUUAUAUUUCGACAAGAUGAUGCUAGGCGGAGUACGAUAUAUGGAUGGCGGUGUAGGCCAAAACAACCCUGUGGAGUACGCUUUGAACGAAGCGCAUCAGAUGUGUGCUGGCGGCGACCAGUAUAAGAAAGUUGCAGCGGCGCUAAUCAGCGUCGGCACCGGUCAUAAGAAGCCCCAGUCACGCUUCCAAAACAUCCUCCAUAUCAUGAAAUGGGCGCGUAAGAGCAUCACCAAUACCCAAGAUGCCCAUUUCAGAGUCGAAGGCACGUGCAAAGGCCUUGAUAUCCCGUACUUUCGUUUCGAUGUGAAGACCGGUUUGUCGAAGAUGAAGCUCGACGAAUGCAAGAAGGAAAGAGCUAAAAAGAAGCCCGAGAACAUCGCUCAAGCGAAUGGAAGUGCCAAUCCGGCCGCUCUGGCUUCAGCGCUACCUGAGCCUGUACAGACUCUCGAGAAACCUCUUUUCGACAGCUAUCAGCCCGAAAAAUACGACUACACAACAUACAACACCAUCAAGAACUUCACGUUGACUUACUGCCACCACAAGGGUGGGGACCACAAUAACCCAGUGGAUGUCGAUGGAGAAUUGACGAAUGCUGCCGAACUUUUGGUUUACUACAGAAGAAAGAGAGAGGCUUCGUCGCGGCAGAAGUGGGACAACUUUUCGACUCACCCCUAUGUUCGAGUAAAUCAGCUAUUGAACGGGCUUAAUCGAGAGCCUUCUUUUCCUGCCCGAGCACAAGCGUAA
Messenger RNA from Didymosphaeria variabile, 945 nucleotides. RefSeq lists its product as uncharacterized. Gene Ontology annotation, biological process: arachidonate metabolic process. The record is from RefSeq and is a predicted model, not a curated record. The transcript is spliced from 2 exons. Gene Ontology annotation, cellular component: membrane. NCBI's taxonomy places the organism in Eukaryota, Fungi, Ascomycota, Dothideomycetes, Pleosporales, Didymosphaeriaceae. The coding region runs from base 1 to 945 and encodes 314 amino acids.